This is a messenger RNA of Ilyonectria robusta, 1188 nucleotides long. RefSeq lists its product as uncharacterized. The transcript is spliced from 3 exons. The record is from RefSeq and is a predicted model, not a curated record. NCBI's taxonomy places the organism in Eukaryota, Fungi, Ascomycota, Sordariomycetes, Hypocreales, Nectriaceae. Gene Ontology annotation, molecular function: oxidoreductase activity. The coding region runs from base 1 to 1188 and encodes 395 amino acids.
AUGCCUUCAAGGAUUGACCCACCUAGCGCUAGUUUCACGGUGAAGCCUCUCCCCUUGGAAGAAGGCAAGAAGGCCAACUUUGGAGUAAUUGUCGAAGGAUUAGACCUGAAUAACAUCAGCGAUGCCGAUGUGAAUGAGCUGAAGAAGACCAUUUGGGACAAGAAAGUCAUCAUUGUGAAAGGACAAAAGGACCUCCUACCGAUUAAACAGUGGGAGCUUGUUACUCGCUUUGACCCCGAUGCACCUCAGGUCCACUCUCAUGGAACAGUCAAGUCAUUUAACAAACACGGAGGAAUCUUGUCGUCCAGUCGAGAUGUCCUCGCGAUCCCGGGUGCUGAUAAUGUGCGUCUUAUCGGCAAGGGAUACCAAGGGGCCGAUCACUAUGGCAUCAAGGAUAAAACUGUCUCCAAACCUUUGAGCCACGACUGGCAUGCCACACAACUCCCCCAAGAAGACUUUGAAAGUGGCUACACCAGGUUUCAACGAUGGCACAUCGACGCACCGUUGUACGAGCGCGAUCCCGCAUGGUUCACUACAUUACGAUGUAUCAAACGACCUACAUUCCCGAAUGUUACUGUCCGCUGGGAUGACGGAUCGGGCCACACCAUGGAAAUGGAACCAGGGUUAACGGCAUUCUUCAGCAAUGUGCAGACCUAUGACCUCAUGACUCCGGAAGAAAAGACUAUUGCAGAUCACAGUUGGGUUGAGUAUGCACCACACCCGUACCAAUGGAUGGGAGACUGCCGUAGCAACCCCAACGGCUUAGGUAUUGUUUCCCAAGGUCGCGAAAAGUCUCUCGAGGAGCUUGGCGACUGGAAUCCGGCCUUUGUGAAGCGAUAUCCCAUGGCAUGGGUCAACCCAGUCACAGGGGAAAAGGCAUUCAUGGUGCAUGGUAUCUGCGCUCGUAGGCUCUUUUUGCGAUCGUCACCGGACGAGGAGCCCAAGGUUAUUGACGACGUUGUCGAAAUCCGAAAGUGGCUCAAGCCGAUUCACGAGCGUAUUCUUCGUCCUGAAUACAUCAUUGUCCCGAAAGUGGAAGAGGGAGAUGUUGUCAUGUGGGCUAAUUGGCAGUGUUUUCAUACCGCGAUUGACUACCCUGAUUCUUAUGGCCCACGGACAAUGCACCAGGCCAACAUUGGAGCCUCCACGGCACCUGUUGGCCCUACUCCAGUGCCAGCAUUUCUUUAG